AUGCCUCCCAAGAAAGCCGUCAAAGAAGAGAAGAUCCUGCUAGGCAGGCCGGGGAACAAUUUGAAGAGCGGUAUCGUUGGUCUGGCUAAUGUCGGCAAAUCCACACUUUUCCAAGCCAUUACAAAAUGCUCGCUGGGCAACCCUGCAAACUUUCCCUAUGCCACCAUCGAUCCUGAAGAGGCACGAGUGAUCGUCCCCGACGCUCGAUAUGACUGGCUUUGCGAACACUAUAAGCCCAAAUCCCAGGUCCCAGCCAACUUGACAGUAUAUGACAUCGCUGGUCUGACCCGAGGCUCUUCUACGGGCGCUGGUCUCGGUAACGCCUUCCUGUCACAUAUCCGGGCGGUCGACGCCAUUUUCCAGGUUGUGCGGUGUUUUGAUGACGCCGAGAUUAUCCAUGUCGAGGGAGAUGUCAACCCGACGCGAGAUUUGGACAUCAUCUCCGAAGAGCUGAGACUAAAGGACAUCGAGUUUGUCGAAAAGGCCAAGGAGAACUUGGCAAAGCAGACGAGAAGAGGCGGCCAAAGUCUUGAAAUGAAGAAAUUGAAAGAGGAAGAGGCCACAGUGGACAAGAUCCUUGCCUUCUUGAAAGACGGCAAGGAAGUCCGAAAGGGCGACUGGAGUCCCAAAGAGGUCGAGGUGAUCAAUCCUCUCUUCCUACUUACUGCCAAGCCAGUCGUCUACCUGGUCAACUUGUCCGAAAAGGACUACAUCAGACAGAAGAACAAGUAUCUCCCCAAGGUCAUGGAAUGGAUCAAGACCAAUGCGACCGGCGACCCAGUCAUCCCGAUCUCCGUGUCGUUUGAAGAGCGUCUUGCCAGCCUCUCGGACGAAGAGGCAGCCGAGGAAUGCAAAACACUCAACACCAAAUCGGCCUUGCCCAAGGUCGUCGUGACCAUGCGCCAGGUCCUCAACCUUAUCAGUUUCUUCACCACCGGCACAGAUGAAGUCCGACAGUGGACCAUUCGGAAGUCAACGAAGGCUCCGCAAGCUGCAGGAGUGAUCCACACAGAUUUCGAAAAGACCUUCAUCCAGGUCAUCGUUUACAACUACGCGACUUUAAAAGAGUAUGGCGACGAGAACGCAGUGAAAGCUGCAGGAAAGGUCAUGACCAAGGGCAAGGAUUAUGUCGUCGAAGACGGUGAUAUCCUCCUGAUCAAAGCCGGUGCGGCCAAGGCUUGA
Messenger RNA from Capronia epimyces CBS 606.96, 1182 nucleotides. RefSeq lists its product as uncharacterized. Gene Ontology annotation, cellular component: cytoplasm. Gene Ontology annotation, molecular function: ATP hydrolysis activity; ATP binding; GTP binding. NCBI's taxonomy places the organism in Eukaryota, Fungi, Ascomycota, Eurotiomycetes, Chaetothyriales, Herpotrichiellaceae. The transcript is spliced from 4 exons. The record is from RefSeq and is a predicted model, not a curated record. Bases 1 to 1182 code for a protein of 393 amino acids.